AUGCCUCGACGAUCGUCGCGGGCCGCUCCGGCCUCGCCGCAAGCGCCUCGGGCGGCGCCAAAGCGACGAGCCUCGGCCAGGCUGUCCACCUCGCAAGCCGAGAUCAAGAGGGUCAAGUCCAAUGUCUCCCUGGCAGGCAGACCCGUCAAGUCCACGGCCAAGAAGAGCAAGUAUUUUGAGCCCGAGAGCUCCGUGGAGCCCGGUGCAUCACCCAGCCAGUCCGACGAGGACGAGUCCGGCUCCGCUUAUGAUGCGAAGGACUCCGAUGGGUCUUCGGAGAAUUUCUCGGUGCCGGACGAGCCCAGCGACGGCGAAGAGGCCUCCAAGAAGUCCCGCUUGAACGCGAAGCAAGCGCGCAGCGCUGCAACAGACGAGGAUGUCCUCAAGCACAAAGAGCUGUGGCGCGAGGGUGUGCGAACGGGCUUGGGACCGGGAAAGGAGGUGUUUAUUCCCAAGCCCAAGGCGCGAGACCCGGGCAAUGUCCCGUACCGCGACGAGACGCUGCAUCCGAACACCAAGCGCUUCCUGCAGGAUCUGGCGAAGAAUAACGAUCGCGGAUGGCUCAAAGGACACGACCCCGAUUACCGCGCGGCAAAGAAGGACUUUGAGACAUUCGUCGAGACCCUCACCACGAAGAUCACGGAGAAGGACAGUACAGUCCCCGAACUGCCCGUGAAAGACCUGGUAUUCCGCAUCCACCGCGACAUUCGGUUCAGCAAGAACCCUCUUCCGUACAAGAUUCAUUUCUCGGCUGCGUGGUCCCGCACGGGCAAGAAGGGCCCCUAUGCAGCAUACUAUGUCCACUUCCAGCCUGGCUCUUGUUUUGUGGGCUGCGGCCUCUGGCACCCAGAGGCUGGCCCGCUUGCAACACUCCGAGAGGACAUCGACGAGAACGCAGAUCGCUGGAAGGGGGUGCUUCGGGCGCCGGCCAUGCGCCGCGAGUUUCUGAAGGGAGUGUCCGAUGACGACGAUGCGGUCGUGAAGGUGUUUGCGGAUGCCAACAAGGAAUCGGCCCUCAAGACGAAGCCCAAGCGGUGUUCCUACCGGCAUCUUGAUUCGUAUUGUCUCUCAAUGGUCGCCGAGGCCGCCCGGGCGGUUGGUUCGUUGGUCGCAUGGUGUGUGAUCGAGGACUUCAUUGAUCACCCGACCGACACCGGCCAACCAAAUCAUUUCUGCAUCCAUUUCAACGGAGCAGCAGGGACUUCUAGCCACGACAAUGCCUCGGUGACCAACGGAACCGCUGCAGGCUCGUGGGAGAGGCGCCUGACCCCGGCCGUCCUAGACGCGUCCCACGCUGGAUCGCCCAUCCAGUCCCCUAUAGACUGGACGGAUCAUACCCUGCUUGGCGACGCAAGGCAGGAACCAGCAACACAAGGGCGGCCUCGCGAUUGGGAAUCCACAGCAUUCCCCGCUAGCCCCCAGUGCUGUCCCUCGUACUGGGUCGCGCAGUGGUGGCGGAAAACACGACCGGCGCGCGGGUGUCGGCGGGAGAGGCAACCCGUGUUUUGGAAUCAUCUCAUGGGCGACGGACCAGUAGGCUAUGAUUUCCCCGAGAGCCACGCCUGGCAAGUUUCAGCUGGGGGCGAUGGUCGGGCUCCAGCUUUGGGACGGCGUCGGACGCUGCGUCUUCGCGCCGUCUCUUCUCGUUCCAUGGGCUACGAUGCGGACAAUGAAAACAUCCAAUUGCUCCGACUCCGCAGUUUCACUCUCGGACGGCCUGUCUCGGAUACAGAGAUGCUGGCUGCGGAUGCGCAGGACCGGAUCGUCGCGCUGGUCGAGGUCAUGGAGCCUUUCGUAAGCCUGCGCCCUCCCAGUCCCGUCAGCAUUCAAGACCCUCCCACUUGUUCUCCUCUUCUCUCGUUAUACGAGAGUGAUCUAUCUGCUCCGGCUAUCUGCCUUGAAAAACUCCUCCCCCACCCCCGGCGAUUUUUUGCCCUCCUUUGA
Messenger RNA from Penicillium canariense, 1944 nucleotides. RefSeq names its product DUF2461 domain-containing protein. The transcript has 8 exons. NCBI's taxonomy places the organism in Eukaryota, Fungi, Ascomycota, Eurotiomycetes, Eurotiales, Aspergillaceae. The record is from RefSeq and is a predicted model, not a curated record. The coding region runs from base 1 to 1944 and encodes 647 amino acids.